CCCUUGCUGGAAAGUUCAGUGGCGCAGACCAUAAGAGACUGGGUCCCUGCUGAUUUACAGGGACCAUGGAACAAUAGUUAUGGUAACCCGUUCCUAUUUGAAGAUUGGAGACCCUUUCUGGACCCGUUGGCAGAAGGAGACAGACACUUGUUUAUUGUUAAAUGCACCAAUAAAUCUUUCACCUGUUUUGAAGCAACAAAUUUCUUUGGACCGAAAGAGGAGCCAAAAGUCGAACCCUCACAUAGACCUUGAAACAUUUAGAGGCUACAAUGAACCUUGUGCAGAGUGUUCCGUUGUUGACUGGGGUAUUACAGAGGAAGGUAGAUUCUAUUGCAGAUCUUGCCACACUGUGAUAGAAAGAACCCGAGAAGUUAUAACUGGUGAUGCUACAUCAAAUGCCAGAGCACAGUCCAUUGCUAGAGGCUUAAAAAGAAAGAACAAAUUUGAUAAAGGCUGGGAAUGGUACAUCUGUGAAGGCUUUCAGUUCAUUCUUUGGAAACAAGCUGAAGCUCUGCAAUCUUUAGGAGUUCCUUCACAGUUCAAGGAUGAAGUGUUGUGUAACUUAUGGAGAAGAUACCUUCAGAAGAGCAACCAGGCUUAUUGUGACAAGCCUCACAGACAUGUUAUUCAGGAUACUUUACCAACACAGAGCACAGAUACCGAAACAGAAAGUGAACUAGAUAUUCGGAGACUUCUUGCCUUGGCUUCCUCUGCGAGUGAUACAGAUGCAGCCUCUAAAUCUAGUGUUACAGGUGCUUCUUCCACUAGCAGGAUGUCAGGAAAAUCUGGCUGGUCUGGAUCAGUGGAUGGUGGCUCUAAUUUACAGAGAAGGAAGAAAUGGGAUCUGAGCAUGUCCAUGCCCAUGACUUUAGCUUUUUGCUAUUUGGCAUUGCUCUGGCUGAGAGAGUCAAUUACAUUAUCAGACCUAAUAAGGCUGGUAAUGGAUGGUCAUAUUCCUUACUUGAAUGCUUUUAAAGAUUUCCCAGAGGAGAUGAAGAUGUAUGGGUCUGAUUUCAAGAUAUUUCAUGUACAGUCUUGGCCUACCUAUGAAAAGGUUCAUAAAAAAAUGCAUGCUCUUGCAAAAUAUAUAGAGCUACCCUGCUUUCCUGAAAUUUCAGAGCGCAGCUUCCUUCAUCCAAACAUACUCUGCAUGAAGUAUUUGAUGGAAGUUAACUUGCCCGAUGAUAUACACAACUGGGCUUGCAGAGUAAUUAAAAGAACUGGCAUUGGUGAUAAAGACUUUCUGACUCUUCGUCCUGGGAAUGAACCAGCUGAGAAGGUGAAAUAUGAUAUUCUUGCUGUGGCAACUGUGAUAGUCGUGCUGAAAAUUCUGUUCUUGCUGGAUGACCAGUUUGAGUGGUUUCUAGCAGACUGUGCUGAAGAGCAGAACGAAGACAACAAAGGGUGCCCAGUUUUUGAUAUUAGAAAAUGGUACAUGGUUGUAAAGAAGGUUCUGGAUGAGAAGCAGAAGAAAUUUAAUGAAGAUAGAAUCAGAUAUUUAUGGAGAUGCGAGAAGCCAUUGAUAUAUACAGCCUGUGAAAAACAUGUCGUGUUCAAGAAAAAACGAAUGGCAAUGGACCUUCAAAAGCAAUUUCGUACACUCUCUGGUACGGUGGAACUUCCUGAAAAGCCAAAGCCUUCAGCCUUCCAGCUAAACUGGACUGAGGAAAACACUCAAAGUGAUUGUUUUUAUGGUCAUAGCCUUGCUGGGAUUUUGCAACAAAAAGAUGACAUAUCUAUGACUCUGAACAGAAACUACUGGUUGGGUACUACUAACCUCUGCAAGGAGUGGAUGUGUGGGCGUCGGGCACACUAUAAAGAAUCGGAUUUCCCCCAUACCUAUCGGUUUAUGUUAAAUUUAUUCUCUUUCCUUCUGCGUGUGCAGCCCUCUCUCAUCCACGAAGAAGUAUGUGUAAUAGAACAUAAACUUUUUAAUAAAAAGCUUCAUAAAAAAUCCAGAAUAUUCAAAAUUCCAAAAAGUGAAAUGCUGUAAAUCCCAGAAACCACCUCGAAAAAGUAUAGAUGUAUAGUAGUUGAAAUAAUCUAUGCAGCUGAUUUCUACUUUUAGCAAACUCUGCUGAAAUUAGCCUGGUACGCCAUGCACUCUCUCUCUCUCUCUCUGCAAUUAGUUCACAUGUGGGCCAGGCUCAGAUGACUCAUUGCUUCUGUCUUCCUUCCUUUCUUCUUUUGUGCCUUUGGCUUUAUAGAAUACUACCUGCUUUGCUAAACCACAGUUUCCUGUAACAUUUUAACUAGGGAACUUUGGUUUAAGUGUUCCCUGCAAAACAGGAUUGCAAACAAGAUUUUUUUUCCAAUUGGGAAUGUGAACAUAGUGCUUUUUUGAACUUCCUAUAUUUAAAAAAUAAUUUUAUUUACAAUUGUAAAAAUGAAGUGUCAUGGUUUUUAAAUAAAUAAUAUACAUAUUUCAAA
Pogona vitticeps (central bearded dragon) is the source of this 2430-nucleotide messenger RNA. The record is from RefSeq and is a predicted model, not a curated record. NCBI's taxonomy places the organism in Eukaryota, Metazoa, Chordata, Lepidosauria, Squamata, Agamidae.